AUGCGUGACGGCCGAGGGGCCUCCGCUCUGCCCUCGUCCCCCUCAAGCCUGCAGGCCCUCAGUCUGGGCCGACUGCAGCGGUACUCCCUCCGCGGCCAGCCCUUAAAAUUUCUUGAAGUAAUCAAGCCCUUCUGUGUUAUCCUGCCUGAAAUCCAAAAGCCAGAACGGAAGAUUCAGUUUAAGGAAAAGGUACUAUGGACAGCUAUCACACUCUUCAUCUUCUUAGUAUGCUGCCAGAUUCCCUUGUUUGGUAUCAUGUCAUCAGACUCAGCAGAUCCUUUCUACUGGAUGAGAGUGAUUUUGGCAUCAAAUAGAGGUACGUUGAUGGAGCUGGGCAUUUCACCUAUCGUCACUUCUGGGCUCAUUAUGCAGCUCUUGGCAGGUGCCAAGAUAAUUGAAGUUGGUGACACCCCAAAGGACAGAGCUCUCUUCAAUGGAGCACAGAAAUUGUUUGGAAUGAUCAUUACCAUCGGACAGUCUAUUGUGUAUGUAAUGACUGGAAUGUAUGGAGACCCAUCUGAGAUGGGUGCUGGUAUCUGCUUGCUUAUCACAAUUCAGCUUUUUGUUGCUGGAUUGAUAGUUCUGCUUUUGGAUGAGCUCCUGCAGAAAGGAUAUGGUCUUGGUUCUGGCAUCUCUCUCUUCAUUGCUACCAAUAUCUGUGAGACUAUUGUCUGGAAAGCAUUCAGCCCCACCACGGUGAACACAGGACGAGGCAUGGAAUUUGAGGGAGCCAUCAUUGCUCUGUUCCAUCUUCUGGCCACUCGUACUGACAAAGUCAGAGCUCUUCGUGAGGCCUUUUACCGUCAGAAUCUCCCCAACCUUAUGAAUCUGAUCGCCACCAUUUUUGUCUUUGCUAUUGUAAUUUAUUUCCAGGGCUUCAGAGUGGAUCUUCCUAUCAAAUCUGCUCGCUACCGUGGGCAGUACAACACCUACCCCAUCAAGCUGUUCUACACUUCCAACAUUCCCAUUAUUCUUCAGUCCGCCCUGGUGUCAAACUUGUACGUCAUCUCCCAGAUGCUUUCUGCUCGCUUCAGUGGCAACUUACUGGUUAGCCUGCUGGGCACUUGGUCGGACACAUCAUCUGGAGGCCCUGCUCGUGCUUAUCCAGUUGGUGGACUUUGUUAUUAUCUGUCACCUCCAGAGUCCUUUUCUUCAGUGUUAGAAGACCCUGUCCAUGCAGUUGUUUAUAUUGUGUUUAUGUUGGGCUCCUGUGCUUUCUUCUCUAAGACGUGGAUUGAAGUCUCUGGCUCCUCUGCCAAAGAUGUCGCCAAACAAUUGAAAGAACAACAAAUGGUAAUGCGAGGCCACAGAGAAACUUCAAUGGUACAUGAGCUGAACAGGUACAUCCCUACAGCUGCUGCAUUUGGUGGUCUCUGUAUUGGAGCCCUCUCUGUGCUGGCAGACUUCCUUGGGGCAAUUGGGUCCGGAACUGGAAUUUUGCUCGCGGUCACUAUCAUUUAUCAGUACUUUGAAAUUUUUGUGAAGGAACAGAGUGAAGUUGGCAGUAUGGGAGCUCUUCUUUUCUAAACCUAGCUUCUCAUGGACCCAGGAAAGAGAGGAGGAACUUUCUCAAAGUGUAGCCAGUCAGGUGAAAGGAAGUAACGUGAACUCAAUAAUGUCAUUCGAUAGGAACACACAUUUCAAUAACGUUUCCAAAGCGCAUUCUCUGUGUUCAAACUUUUCUAGCAUACUGUUUGCAUUUUAUAAAUUGUUGAGGAAAAAGUGCAAAAAAAUUUUUUUAAGGAAAAUUGUUUUUUAGUUUUGUUGGGAGAAGCAUCUUUCUGAAUUGGACUUGGUUCAAUGACUGAAUUUUUUUGGAACCCCU
Messenger RNA from Mesitornis unicolor (brown roatelo), 1825 nucleotides. RefSeq names its product Sec61 alpha 1 subunit (S. cerevisiae) (gene SEC61A1). Gene Ontology annotation, cellular component: membrane; Sec61 translocon complex. The coding region runs from base 1 to 1527 and encodes 508 amino acids. The transcript has 12 exons. The record is from RefSeq and is a predicted model, not a curated record. Gene Ontology annotation, biological process: SRP-dependent cotranslational protein targeting to membrane, translocation; post-translational protein targeting to membrane, translocation. Gene Ontology annotation, molecular function: transmembrane protein transporter activity; ribosome binding; signal sequence receptor activity. NCBI's taxonomy places the organism in Eukaryota, Metazoa, Chordata, Aves, Mesitornithiformes, Mesitornithidae.